This is a messenger RNA of Fusarium tjaetaba, 3378 nucleotides long. Its product is annotated as clock-controlled 8 (ccg-8). The transcript is spliced from 6 exons. Gene Ontology annotation, biological process: phospholipid biosynthetic process; regulation of transcription by RNA polymerase II; endoplasmic reticulum unfolded protein response. NCBI's taxonomy places the organism in Eukaryota, Fungi, Ascomycota, Sordariomycetes, Hypocreales, Nectriaceae. The coding region runs from base 1 to 3378 and encodes 1125 amino acids. The record is from RefSeq and is a predicted model, not a curated record. Gene Ontology annotation, molecular function: transcription corepressor activity. Gene Ontology annotation, cellular component: nucleus; endoplasmic reticulum.
AUGGAGCGCAAUCACAUGCUUCCUGAUCGGGAGUCCGAGUCUCGUCAUGUCCUCGGACCACCACCUGCUCGACCUCAAUCAUUGAUGGCGUUUUCUCCUCCAGCUUAUUCCAAUGUCGCUUCACCGAAUGCGAUAAAGUUCCCUGAUGUUCCUACCGAUUUACCGGCCUCUUUGCCUCCUUUGGCUAGAUUCGAUGCCGACAACGAUACCAAGUUACCCCCUCUGAGUUCACUUACGAGCGAAAUGGCCAUGGAACCGACCAAGACUUGGCUUCCUUUCCAUCCUGUGCCUUAUCAACCAGUUCAUGCGCAUAGUAUUGAUAGUCCGACACGAAUGGAUCUUGAUGGAAGUAGCAACAGCGCCGUCAGCGCUGCUUCUCCUGAUGCUCUUCUUGAUGCGAGGGCUAGUAGCGUCAGCCUUGAUGAUCCAGAUGUGCGACUGGCGGCUGAGGCGCUUGGAGAUUUGAGAGCAGUCAGUCCACCGACUUCUGGACUUCAAUCGAAUCAACCACAAUCGCCGCAGCCUGAACCGCUUCUGUCUCUACUUACUACGACUCAUCCAUUGUUGGCGAGUACAAUUGAAGGCGCUACUUCGGCGUAUGGUGGCGCCAAGAACUUUUCACCGCGUUUUCGAUCUGGCGCCGAAUAUGUUGAGGGAUACCUGACACCUAUUGCGAACACUGUUGGUUCCGUUGGUCGAGUAACUGGUGUUGAAGGAGGUGUUAGAUGGUUUUUGGGCGCUGGAAGACGGCAAAACAGUUCAACGUCGGAUUUGGAAACUGGUAACAGCAAGAAGCGCCGCAAAACGGAUGAGGAUGAGGCAGUCAGCAACAAGCGAUUUGAGUCUGAAGGGAUGCAACAAAUGAGCGAUGAACAGAUGGAUACAGCGCCUUCGCCAUCUUCAAAGACCAUGUCUCGUCGCAUGUCAACUACUAGCACGAUUGACACGCUUCCUGCUUAUGAUGAGUUGAGGUCACCCGCAUAUACCGAGACUGAUUCCAAUUCACCGCGACCAUCACGACCAAACAGCGCCUGGCAGUCACGCCUGAUUACAUCUACUUCUGGUCUCAGUGUCGCCAUGAGCCAGGAGAGCCUGCGCAGUCUCAAAUACUGUCUACAGUGGCUUCGCUGGGCCAAUGAUCACAUUGCUCGUGUGAUUUCAGCCUUGAAAACUACUCUUGACGAGUACGAAAAGGUACCUGACGGACAAGCUGGCGGACAGGCUGAUCCUGAAUCUCGCUCUCAACUUGCUGCUCGCAUCUCAAACCUCAAGGGCGAUGUCCUCAGAACCCUGCGAGAAGCCAUCAACACUGUGUCGAAAUACGCAGGGGGCGCAUUGCCCGAAAACGCACGAAUCCUUGUGCGACGUCAUCUCACUAGUCUACCCCAACGAUUCCGUGUCGCCACCAUGACCGACAGGAAUGCCGGGCAACAAGACAACGAGACUGUUCUCACUGAAGGUGCACACAAAGUUUUGGUCUUGGCCAAAGAAGGUCUGGACAUGGUUGUCCAAGUAAGUGGUGUCGUAGAUGGAACAAUUGUCAGCGCUGAGCAAUGGCUCGACCGUAUGGGCAAGCGAAGAGCCCAAGAAGAUGAGAAGCCAAUGCUUCCUCAAACCGAGAGCUUACUCCAAGACCCCGACAUUCAGUUUGAUACACUGGAUCUCGUGUGUCCGAUCAACAGCGACGAUAUCAAGAACCGAUGGCUCAACUCGUACGUUCCUCUGCCUGGACAAUCGCCCAAGAACUACAGUCAAAGUGUCAUAAACUUUGUCUAUCGAAUGCUCAAAUCGUAUGCCUCGACAGUAAUUCGGGGUCGUCUGCCACCAUUCAUCCAUCCUAUGCAGCAGUCACUGGUGCCACUCUCGACCUGCUUUACUCUGGUCCGAAUAUGCGAUCCUCUGCCUAGCAACGUGAGUAUCGCCGCAGAUAUCCUCCAGCGAGAAAUGACUAGACUUUAUGAAGAGCGAGGAACGUAUGAAGGCAUCAAUCUUCUUGGACUGUUUCAAGCGUACCUCAUCUAUUCCAUGGUUCUGUUCUUUCACUUGGGCCCUUCGAUGCCGUUUCUUCGUCAGGCAAUGAUCAAUCUACAGGAAAUCGCUUGCACAACCUCUCGUGAAGGGCUUGUAUGUACGGCAGAACAACGAGGCGCAGUCCCAAAAUGGGAAUCAUGGAUCAUGGCAGAGGCAAAGAGAAGAACACUAUACACCAUGUACUUUCUGGACAAUGUGUUGUCAGCUCAUGAUGGUAUCACCACAUAUCUGGGGACUGAGUUGAGGGGACUCUAUUCGCCAGCCAGUAAAUAUAUGUGGCAGGCUGAUCGGAAUGGAUGGGAACAGAGCUGCAACUCUCAUCUGGCUGAAUGGGGAAUACGAAUCUAUGUCAAGGGAACGAUUAGCCGGAACUUUGGGUUGGAAGAUUCGACCAUUUUGCUACUGAUGGCACGAGUUUUUGCUGUUGAACCACGAGUUGCAAAAGGAAUCAAGAUCUUGAUAUGGGCUUUACUGGUGGCAUACAUUCCGAUUCAAAUACUCCGAAUUGUCAACUGUUAUCCCAUUCGGACAUAUUGGGACCCAGAUGUCAGAAACGCACGAUGUCUCAACCAACGAAAGAUCUUCUUUUCAGAUCUAUCGCUAUCUAUUGUCACAGAUUUGGUCAUUCUGUUGAUCCCGAUACCGUUGACUUGGAAACUCCGAAUGUCGAUAGGGAAAAGGAUCAAGAUUGUGUUGCUUUUGGGAGCGGGUGGAAUCGCUACAGCCUUGACACUCUUCCGUGUUGCCAAAGCGGUGGACUUUUUGAACUCGGAUGAUAUUACUGUUGAUUAUACGCCAAUUGGCAUUCUAACGGCUCUCGAGAUUACUAUCGGUUUUGUCUGCGCCUGUCUUCCAUCGCUGAACCUCCUGAUCGAGCAUCAUGUUCGUAAACGUAGACGAGCACGAAACCCGAAUUGGCCGCGCGAUCGAACACGGACAUCCCUGUUCAAGAAGCGCUUCCGAUGGAUUAGCUCGUCUACAGAACACAUGCCCUCUCGACCGAAUCGGCCUUCAGAUGGAAUGAUUGACCUGGACGUGGAAAUGGCCAUGUUGACAGGGCAGCCUGUACGAUUACGAACGGGACGAACAGCCAGUGCAGGAUCUCAUGAUAUCCGACCACUCGACCAUCGACUUAAUUCUGGCGACGGACGAAGAGAGGGAUGGCUAUCUCAAGAUCGGGAUGAACAAGACGAGGUACAGGACAGCAAAUUCAUCAUGCGAAUGGUGGAGGAAUCAAGAGCACGAGCAGACGAAGGGGCCAAAGAAUCAUGGUGUCCAGUCUGGGAUGGACCGAGGGAUCCCAUGGCAAGUCAAGGGAGUUGGAAGUUUAGCGUGCGGUCGCAUUAG